Molecule: messenger RNA, 2567 nt
Organism: Eurytemora carolleeae
Lineage: Eukaryota; Metazoa; Arthropoda; Copepoda; Calanoida; Temoridae
Product: hexosaminidase D
Exons: 26
Coding region: 62-2041 (659 amino acids)
Molecular function (GO): hexosaminidase activity
Source: RefSeq, a predicted model, not a curated record
GGCUGUGUUGCCAUUAAAUGUAAAGAAUGUAGAUAGUAAAUGAGAAAACUGAAAUAUAGUCAUGUUUUUGUUCUUCCGAUUCCUGGGAAUACUUCUACGCAAAAAGUUGGCGUUUUGGGGUCUGUUAACUGGUUUAGUCCUCUUCAUAUUCUGCUUCUACACAAAUAGUAUCAUCAAACAUACAAGAGAGUCAAGCCCCGAGCAUUAUGUUGGAGUUCAUAAACGUCUCCAGCAAUCCAACGAUAUUGAUGUUGAUCCAGUUCAAUUCAUUCCUGGUGUUCCAGGACUAUCAAGAUCUGCGCGCAAACUAGUUCCAAACCAACAAGAUGUCAGAAAUUCAAGACAAAAUAUCUUCCAGGAGGAGGCUUUAAAGCAUAGUUACAAUGGUGACCAAGCUGUUGAGACUGUAGAGAAGGGUAGAGAGGUGUUUUCACCUCAGAGCAGUGAUGGAGAAGACAAUGUUGAAUUUUCUAACAAUCAAAUCCAGUUUAACGCUUACGGGAAAAAUCCAGGGUAUAUUGAGAUUGGGAAAAAUAGUAGAAAUGACCCACCUGUAUAUUUUAAUCAGGCUGAUGUGAAUCUAGAUGGAUAUCAGAAUCAACAAGGUGGGUUUGCAUCUAGUUCUGAACCUUAUAUACCGGAGCAGAGGAUAGUUCAUCUAGAUUUCAAGGGAGCUCCACCUAGUGUAUCCUACUUGAAGCAGAUCCUUCCAAUGGUUAAAGAUCUCGGAGCUACUGGAAUACUAUGGGAGUGGGAGGAUACCUUCCCGUUCACGGGCAGAUUAGCUGCAGUGUCCACCUCAAACCAUUAUACAGUAGAGGAGGUCAAGCCGGCCAAACGAAUAUAUAGAUCAGGUAAACAAUUACAAGAAUAUAUAGAUCAGGUGAUGAAACUGCAUACUGGAGCUAAAUACGUCCAUAUUGGGUGUGACGAAGUUUAUCAUCUAGGAACAUGUGAACCUUGUUUAGAUCAAUCCAGGACAGUUAUAUUUAUCGAUCAUGUAUCUCGGACAGCUAAAUAUGUGAUAACCAAGUACAUCAGCAAACCUAUAGUCUGGGACGACAUGCUCAGGAAUUUUAUGGAGGAUGAAAUGUUGAAACUAGCAAGUCUAGUUGAACCAAUGGUCUGGGUUUAUGCAGAGGAUGUUUACAGGUUCAUGCCCCCCUACACGUGGGAGAGGUAUGCUCAAGUCUUUCCUUACCUUUGGACAGCAUCAGCUUUUAAAGGUGCACAUGGUGAGACCCUUGUGGUCCCAGAUGCUAAGAGACAUCUAGUGAAUAAUCUCUAUUGGAUUAAUGUUAUGAGGGAACAAGGACCUAAGCUUAAGGGAGGUUUUAGGGGCAUAGCACUAACAGGUUGGCAGCGGUAUGAUCAUUUUUCUGUUCUCUGUGAACUGCUGCCCGCAGGAUUACCCAGUCUUGCGAUAGAUCUGCUCUCUGUCAGCCAUGGGAGUUAUAAUGUAUCACUAAACUCAAAAUUCUUCCAAUCCCUCAGCUGUCCAGACAAUUACAGACGUCAGGUCAUUUUAAAUUUAAAAAUUAAUCAUGUGAAACUAAAGGUUACGGAGAAACUAGUUUUGUUGGAAAAAGAUGUUUUUGAGUUUUUAGAUAAGGCUGAGAGGAAAAAAGGCUGGUUAACCCAAUACAGCAAAGAUCAUCAUUUUGGUUCACCCUUCAGGAUAGAAGAGAUAAUGUCAGACUGGUCAAGAUUUCAACAUGAGGUUAUAUCCCUUAUGAAGGUGGCAAACUCAGCCUUAAGUGAGGUAUUUGAUCAUCACACAGUAGGGGAGUGGGUUGAAUUAAAACUGUAUCCGAUGUACAAGAAACUAUCCAUACUCAGGCAAGAAGCUGACGUCCUAAAAACAUCACUCUACUGGGAGAAACGUCCUUUUCCUGUUGCUAACUCCAUUUUAGACCUUGGUAUUGGGGUUCCCCCAACCUCCCCGCCCCCUCCAUCACAACAUGGUGAGAAGAGGCGUGUCUAUCAACAACCUGACUUAUACUCCAGCAAGAGUAGGCUACGAGCACUAGGAACCGUAUAGGGAGGAUUAAAUUAAUCCUUUUAGUCAAAUAUCUGAUAAAAUAGAAUACAGAUUUUAAAUGUAACUUAAAACCCCCAGCCUCUUGUUUCUUUGCGGAAGAAAUCCACGAAUCAUUCUUAAGAAAAUCUACGGAUCAAAAUGAAUGCACAAGACACGCUGUAUUACAGGAUAGUUUAUAGGAUCUUUAAGUUUCAAUUGUCAAAUCUUUUUAUAUAAGUAUACAGCCUGAAAAAAAAACAAUGUAAAUCUGAAUGUUUGCUAUCACAACAAUUUUUUAAAACUCUUGGUUGCGGUUAUUUAUAAUGAUCGUUUUGUAUUCUCUUUCUCCUUUCUUACUCAAUAAUCUUUUUACGACGUGUCUAAAAUGAUAAGUUUAUGUAAACCGUCCAUAAUAUUUAUAGCCCCAAAUUUAUAGAAAUAAGUCAAAUAGAUUAAUGCCGGACCUUUAAAUUAAAAUUUAUCUAAAGAGGUUCCAUCACUCUCCAGUUUGCCAUAAUAUCAACCCCCCCCCCCACCCCAUCUAAAA